Molecule: messenger RNA, 720 nt
Organism: Lachancea dasiensis
Lineage: Eukaryota; Fungi; Ascomycota; Saccharomycetes; Saccharomycetales; Saccharomycetaceae
Source: the annotation of a GenBank genome assembly
AUGUCAGCUUCUUCGAUCAACCGCUCUCUGGCUACAAUCAGAACAGAAUUAGAGUUUUUGCAAGAAUCCGGCGCCAUCACUCCAAAUGUGUACAAUGAAAUUUUGAAGUCUCUGCCCGACCGCUACAAUCCCGAGCCUCGGCAGGAGAACCAAUCCCAGAACGAGCUGGUUGAAGCGAUCUAUGCUUUUCAGGCCCAGCAAGAUGGAGACUUGAACCUACGAGUUGGCGAUAAGGUUGAGGUACUAGAAAAGCCAUCUCCAGAGUGGUUCAAGGGCCGCAGCAACGGCAACGUGGGAAUGUUUCCGUCGAACUACGUCAAACCGGCGUUUUCUGGGUCCACCACUUCGUUCGAAUCCAACCGCAGCAAUCUGCCUCCCCCUCCUCAAUAUCAAUCCCAGCAACACAUGCAGCCACAGCAAACUAAUACCAGCUCACAGUCAGGCUAUUCUCAAGCCCCAUUCCCUCCUCCAUCCACAAACUACUACCAGGGACCUCCAGCACAGCAAUACCAGCAGGUUCCUCAGCAAGGUUAUUACCAGGCAGCCCCACCACAGCAGCAGCAACAGCAGCAACCACAACAACAACAACAACAACAACAACAACAACAACAUCACCAUGGCAGUGCAGCAUUCAAAAAGUUUGGUGGUAAAUUAGGCAAUGCUGCGAUUUUUGGUGCCGGUGCCACUAUGGGUUCCGAUCUUGUGAACAGCAUUUUUUGA